Molecule: messenger RNA, 1881 nt
Organism: Rhipicephalus sanguineus (brown dog tick)
Lineage: Eukaryota; Metazoa; Arthropoda; Arachnida; Ixodida; Ixodidae
Product: mitoferrin-2
Exons: 5
Coding region: 201-1178 (325 amino acids)
Biological process (GO): iron import into the mitochondrion
Cellular component (GO): mitochondrial membrane
Molecular function (GO): ferrous iron transmembrane transporter activity
Source: RefSeq, a predicted model, not a curated record
GCGCAGCCAGCGGCGGCACGACUCGCUUGGCUCGCUUGCCGCCACCAUAAACUAUUGGCUACGUACACGAGUUACCUCUCGACGAUGAAUUUUUUCGCAAAAACGUAGCGAUAUCGAACUGUUUCACAAACCGUAGCAUUUCUAGUGUAUGCUUAAGGAUUUAAACUUGAAGGUGGCAUUUUUAGACAGCGCCUGAUCUUAUGGAGUUCGAGGACUAUGAAUGUCUACCGACGACCAAUGUGGUUACCCACAUGCUUGCGGGUGCCGCGGCUGGAAUCAUGGAACAUUGUGUUAUGUAUCCUUUGGAUUCUGUCAAGACUAGAAUGCAAAGCCUGCGACCCAGUCCAGGUGGCAGGUACACCUCCAUCCCUGAUGCUUUCUACAAAAUGGUCCGGCAUGAAGGUGCACUCCGACCCGUUCGAGGCAUGAGUGCAGUGGUCGUUGGUGCUGGCCCGGCCCAUGCUCUGUACUUCUCCUGCUAUGAAAAGCUCAAGCGAACCAUCAGUGGCACGGAACAUGGAACAAACAGUCCAAUUUCUCAAGGUCUUGCAGGCUGCUUGGCCACAGUGAUGCAUGACAGCAUAAUGAACCCAGCUGAAGUGGUGAAGCAGCGAAUGCAGAUGUACAACAGCCAGUUCAAGCGGUGCACAGAGUGCUUUCUGCAUGUAUGGCAGCACGAAGGAGCACGUGCCUUCUAUCGGAGCUAUACAACCCAGCUGUCCAUGAACAUUCCGUUCCAGUGUGUCCACUUUGUCACCUAUGAGUUCAUGCAGGUGGUAACCAACAAACGACGCACCUACAACCCAAUGGCGCACAUGGUGUCUGGUGGUGUGGCUGGUGCAUUUGCUGCAGCUGUCACCACACCGCUGGAUGUGUGCAAGACGUUGCUAAACACACAAGAGACCUCACUUCUAAAAACCACUCAUCAGUCUCAAAUCAGCGGCCUCAUCAAUGCAGCAACAACAAUCUACAGCUGUUGUGGUAUCAAGGGAUACUUUCGGGGAAUGCACGCUCGAGUAUUGUUCCAGAUGCCUGGUACAGCAAUUUCCUGGUCUGUGUACGAGUUCUUCAAAGCCAACUUGAACAGGCGUACUCCUAGAGAAAGUGAAUUUGGCUCUGCAACCAGUAUAGACACUGCUGUUGCUAGUGUGUCCAUAGGUCGGUCAGGCACCAUCUAGAAACCAACUGACUCAUGAACGUGGAGCUGCCUGCAGUCAAUUGGCUGCUAGCAUUACAAUUCGUGACCACAGCUGUGCCUCGCCUGGAAGAGCUAGUCACACGGCCGCAAGCCUUGGGCAGAAGUGUCCGAUCCUGCCACAGGAGUGGUGCUCAUCUCAUUCUAGCCGAGAUGAGCUUGAAGCAAGCAAGCUUUGAAGAUGAACAAGCUCAAAGCCUUCGUCUUUCAAAACAAGAAUGAGACUGCUUGGAUGGAGCAGUUAAGCCGCGGUGUGGUGCGUGGCUUUUGACAAGACACUUGGCCACGGUAUGGCCUUCAGAGGCUGUUGUGCUGCUUAAUAUUCAUCCCUAUUAGGUUAUUUGAAGUAUCAAAAGGGCAAAAGAGAAGUCGUCACAGUAGCUAAGCCUCCCUGGAGUGGAGCAGCUGUAAGUGAGACAUGUUAUGUACAGACGUUGAAAUUAUGAAAACAGUAAUAAAGUAAAUUCAGUAGUUAAGUUUUUAAAAGAACCAUACUGUCUGUUUUGCUGCAAGUUUAGUGUCUGGGAGCUGAAUUGCUGUGCAUGUCGCUGAUGAAGGCAUUGUUCAAGCAACACUAAUGCUUGUGAUAUUUGUAAUUAUCUUUUACUUAGGAAGAAAAUAGACAUGAGAAGGUGAUGUAAAUGGUGCCACAUGUACAUAUCAAUAAAUGCUUCCAGUAGUGUGUU